AUGGACGAUGACUUCCGCGUCACUCCCCGGCAGAUAUGGGCUAAUCCGACAACGACCACGACAAAAACAUACUCGUCUGGAUGUACGCCGUUUGUCUUGCCGAGUGACGGAAUUAUACAUAUCAAUAAAUCAUAUGAACUGACUCUUACCAAAAACGCCGUUUACGAACCGAUUUGCACUGGCCAAACACAUUCCGACUACACUCAUGUCAAUGCCGUUCUCGAUACUCGGGAUCCGUUUUACUCCUCUGUUACACCGCAGCUUUAUGCCAUCGGAUGCUGUACCGUCGUCAGCUAUGUCCUCGUCAUUAUUCUCCUGAUUACCCCGCGUACUUUCUUUGUUGGAGGACCCGGUGGCGGUGGAGCGAACUUUCUCGGACGCCAUGGCAUGAUUAGUGGCUCUUAUAGUGGGAACUCGUCGAUCGUCGGCGUCGGAGGCAGACCGUGGCUGCAGAAAGUCGCUGCGUUUCUUGUCGCAAUUUCAUUAACCAUAGCUACGGUAGACUCUUUCAGAGUUGCUGAGCUUCAAUAUGAAUAUGGAUACUCGGAUGCUGAGGCAUUGUCCCAGGAGGUUAUCGAUGGAUUGGAGAUUCGCAUUGUUCGCGUUAUUUCACAGACCUUUCUUUGGCUGGCGCAGGUGCAGACAUUAAUUCGACUGUUUCCGCGACAUAAAGAGAAGGUUAUGAUUAAAUGGGCUGGGUUUGCACUGAUUGUACUGGACACGACUUUCAGUAUCUUGGAAAACUUCUUUUUCAAGAACAACAUGACGCAUCCGCGGAUGUACGACGAUGCGAUUCCAGCUCUAAGCUAUUUGUUUGAGCUAGCGCUUAAUUUGUUGUAUGCCGCGUGGGUUAUAUUCUACUCGAUUUCAAAACAUCGCUACGCCUUUUUUCAUCCCAAGAUGCGAAAUAUCUGUUUCGUGGCUCUACUAUCGUUUUGUGCGGUGUUGAUACCGGUCGUCUUCUUUGUCAUGGAUAUUGCAAAGCCAGAAAUAGCCGGCUGGGGUACAUAUAUCAGAUGGGUUGGAUCAGCAGCGGCCAGCGUGGUGGUAUGGGAAUGGGUAGAGCGUAUAGAAGCGCUCGAACGUGAUGAAACAAAAGAUGGCAUUCUUGGGCGAGAAGUUUUUGAUGGCGAUGAAAUGCUGGAAGUGACACCAUCUGAAGAAGUUGACUGGCCACGCUAUUCUUCCAAUACCCACGAUAAGGGAGGUGGAAACGGCACUUCCUCGGCGUGGGGUGGAGUGAUAAACCUAGCGCAUCGACCAUUACGGACCCGAGUCGGUAUCAAUCGUGGAAACCGCAGUCGGGGAGGACCAGGAUUCCCGCAAAAUACGAAUGGUCUAAUCGCGCCACGCCGACAAAACAGUCAACGACCCACUCCUCCCCCAGCUGUUAUUACUCCAGUCAGUCGGGCAGACACCAGUAGUGCUCCCAGUACUGUGUAUAAUAUUCGAUAUCAUCCAGUCGCCAGUCCGACGCCUCCUGUGACAAUGCCGCAUAUGGAAGAGGAAGGACUGGAAGAACAGAAAGAGAUUGAGUUGGAAAUCGAGCACGAACCAUCCUCGGGCGACUUUCAACAAGACCCCUCCACUCAGGAUAUCAGAGGCCAAUCGCCACAGAUUGUACACUCUGAUCCACGUUGGCUCAACCUCAUUAAUCAAUUCAGGCGGAGGCGUGCCUCUCUUCCUAGAGAGGUGGCCUUUGCUCAAGCUGGCGAAGAGCCAGUAGAGAGUGAGCUUGAUUCAACGCUCGAAGACCACGACCAACAACACCCGGCACCGGCGAGAUCUAACAAUAAUUUUUUCUCCCUUCAUCGACCUCGAUAUCCCGGCUCAGGUGCACAACCUAGUGAUGCACCUUUGCCAAUCACAGUCAUUCCAGCUCGAAAUCGUGGUCAGCAGACCUGGUCUCCACAGCCUCAAAAUAGGUUACUGGAUGCACUACCUAUCCAUCGUCCGCCGCCGCGCUCUGAACAUUCCCAUUUGCCGGUCCGUGUUAUUCCUUCCCAACCAUCAGCAUCUGCGCCAUGGGGGGAAACAGAUAUCGAGAAUGGAGACGGAAACUACGUGCUCCGCUAUGACCCCGAAACUGCUGCUCUGGUUCAUGAGCAUCCUAGUCAGUUGCGGGAGGAGCCUGCUGUGACUAGUGAUCGCGCUAGUUGGACACAAACGACCAUCUCAGAACCUGAGGAUGCACAUCAAGAUGAUGGGGUCCAAUCACCACAUCAGCCUACCCAUGACAACAACCCCUCUUAA
Molecule: messenger RNA, 2253 nt
Organism: Penicillium angulare
Lineage: Eukaryota; Fungi; Ascomycota; Eurotiomycetes; Eurotiales; Aspergillaceae
Product: PalH/RIM21 family protein
Exons: 2
Coding region: 1-2253 (750 amino acids)
Biological process (GO): cellular response to pH
Cellular component (GO): plasma membrane
Source: RefSeq, a predicted model, not a curated record